AUGGAGAAUGGUCUUACUCUUGCACCCGGCUUCGCUCACUUGACAACUUACCACAAGAUUUUAGAAACCUUUCUUCCGCAUCCAUAUAGUCUAUGCACAUCCAAAGUAACUGAAGACUUACGUGCUCUCUACAGGGCAACGUACGGUGACGGCAACAUAUCGGAAACGAUUGUCUAUUCCGAGGCAGCUUGUAACGAAUUGUGCGAGCAGGCCUACAUCUUUUCACAAUGCUCGUGCAUUCUACCGAUCCCAUUCUUCGCACGCAAUGUUUUCAAACUCGAUGGAAGUCGCACAUCUGCGCGUACGUGCAGCCCGAUAACAAACGAAUUUGCACGUGCACUUGUUGCUAAGAAGCAACUAGCAGACAGCGAUGAAUUGCAAACCCUGUGGUGUGCUCACUGUACUUCGCAAUGUCAAUACACCCAUUUCAACAUGGACGUCAGCGCACAACAGGCACCAUCCAAUGCGGUGAAGGCAACUUGGGCUACGGCACUUUUCAAUGCGAACAAUACGACGUCGUUUCUGGCACCGCCGGAUUUUGUUCAACGUUAUGAUUAUUAUAUGGAUCAGAAUUAUUUCAGAGUAGAAAUUGCAUGUGGAAGCAAAUAUGUUAUGGAAUACAAACAGGAAGCGAAAGUGUCAUGGAUCGAUGUCUUUGCUUCCAUUGGUGGACAGACUGGCUUAUGGAUUGGUUUGAGUGUGCUGAGUAUGAUCGAGUUGGGCGAACUUCUCUUCCGACUCUUAUGGAAACACAUCGUACAUUGCAAGAGUCAACGAAAAACUCGUACUACACCUGUCGUUCAGUUUAACAAUCAGAAAGCGCCAGAAACAAUUGUUCAUACAAUAGAAUGA
Messenger RNA from Adineta ricciae, 852 nucleotides. The record is from the annotation of a GenBank genome assembly. Lineage: Eukaryota; Metazoa; Rotifera; Eurotatoria; Adinetida; Adinetidae.